AUGGAACCAGCAGGCUUGAACUGCAUCCUCCCUGUUACCAAAGGAGAAAAUCUUGAUUUGGAUCCUCUCUCUCUCUCUCUCUCUCUCUCUCUCUCUCUCUUUAUCCUUCAUAUCUAUCUUAAUCGUUUCAUUAUCUAUCUAUCUCAUUCUGUUCAUAUCUAUCUGUCUCACUGUGUUCAUAUCUAUCUUAAUCGUUUCAUUAUCUAUCUAUCUAUCUAUCUCAUUCUGUUCAUAUCUAUCUGUUUCACUUUGUUCAUAUCUAUCUUAAUCGGUUCAUUAUCUAUCUAUCUAUCUAUCUAUCUCAUUCUGUUCAUAUCUAUCUGUCUCACUUUGUUCAUAUCUAUCUUAAUCGUUUCAUUAUCUAUCUAUCUAUCUCAUUCUGUUCAUAUCUAUCUGUCUCACUUUGUUCAUAUCUAUCUUAAUCGUUUCAUUAUCUAUCUAUCUAUCUCAUUCUGUUCAUAUCUAUCUGUCUCACUUUGUUCAUAUCUAUCUUACUUAAUCGUUUCAUUAUCUAUCUAUCUAUCUAUCUAUCUAUCUAUCUAUCUAUCUAUCUAUCUAUCUCAUUCUGUUCAUAUCUAUCUGUCUCACUGUGUUCAUAUCUAUCUUAAUCGUUUCAUUAUCUAUCUAUCUAUCUAUCUAUCUAUCUAUCUAUCUAUCUAUCUAUCUAUCUAA
This is a messenger RNA of Acanthosepion pharaonis, 672 nucleotides long. NCBI's taxonomy places the organism in Eukaryota, Metazoa, Mollusca, Cephalopoda, Sepiida, Sepiidae. The record is from the annotation of a GenBank genome assembly.